Molecule: messenger RNA, 754 nt
Organism: Wyeomyia smithii (pitcher-plant mosquito)
Lineage: Eukaryota; Metazoa; Arthropoda; Insecta; Diptera; Culicidae
Product: ERI1 exoribonuclease 2-like
Exons: 3
Coding region: 81-692 (203 amino acids)
Biological process (GO): exonucleolytic trimming to generate mature 3'-end of 5.8S rRNA from tricistronic rRNA transcript (SSU-rRNA, 5.8S rRNA, LSU-rRNA)
Molecular function (GO): nucleic acid binding; 3'-5'-RNA exonuclease activity
Source: RefSeq, a predicted model, not a curated record
AUUAGAUUUUAAAUAUUUUCCAGUUUCCGUUGAGCACUCAGUAAAAAGUUAGAAAUACACCAGUCAACAGCAAAAUCAUCAUGCUAAAUUUAGCAAGUGCACUGAAUGCUGGUAACCAGCAAAAAUUUCAAUAUAUUAUCGUGAUGGAUCUUGAAGCCACAUGCUGGACAAAAAAAAUUCGAGACUGGCAGAAACAUGAAAUUAUUGAAUUUCCAGCCGUGCUUCUAAAUUUGGCCACCGGUAAGAUAGAAGCAGAAUUCCAGCAGUACGUCAAGCCAGUCGAGAUUCCUAAACUGAGUAAGUUUUGUAUAGAACUAACCGGAAUCGGCCAACAGCAGGUGGAUGCCGGGGUGUCCUUGAGUACUUGCAUUGGACUGUUCGAUAAAUGGCUGAAGCAAAUUCUCGCGGAACGUAAUAUAUUCCUACCGAAAACAAAUCCAAAUGAUCAACACGGAAGUGUUGCGUUUGCAACAUGGUCCGACUGGGAUUUGGGAGUGUGCUUGAAAAAAGAAUGCACACGAAAACAACUCUCCAAACCGGCCUACUUCGAUUCAUGGAUUGACGUUAAAUCGAUUUACAUGGAAUUUUAUAAGUACCACCGCCCACCAAACUUUCCAGAUUCACUUAGAAACCUGGGUAUGGUUUUUGAGGGAAGAGCACACUGGAUUGGACGAUUCGCGCAACCUAGCUAAGAUGAUAGUACGUAUGUGCCAGGAUGGCGUAAAAUUCAAAAUCACAAAACAGUUGUAAUCAA